AUGCUUGUGGAUACCUUUUAUAAGUAUGUGAGGGCGCUCUGCAUGCUCCGACUCUCUUCUGUCAGCGCUGCUCUGCGUCCUCCUCAUUUCAUCUCGAAAGGCUAUCGUUUGUCAAGAAGUGUUCCGAGCCUAGUCUGCCCACAAUGGCACCCACCGGAAAGACGGUGUACAACUGGUACAUCUCGCUUGUAGCAGCCUCUUGUAUGGUGCUCUACGGCUACGAUGCAUCCACCUUCAACGCCCUGCAGAACUCGAAAAAUUGGAAGAACUACUUCAACCAUCCCAAUGAAAACAUCAUCGGUGCCAUCAACACUUCCUACACUGUCGGAGCCGUCGUGGCAGGAUUCUUCUUCGGUGGGCCCCUGGCUGAUUGGGCUGGCCGAAGAGUUGGUAUGGCGGCUGGUGCCAUUCUUGUCAUCGUCGCAACGUUCAUGCAAUGCUUCGCGCCACGAGGAAACGUUGGAGUCUUCAUCGCCGGCCGUGUGGUCAUCGGUUUGGGCCAAGGUUUGGCUUUGACUGCGGGUCCCAUUUAUAUUGGAGAACUGUCACGACCCGAGGUCCGAGGAACCAUCAUGUCUUUCUGGCAGAUGUUCUACUCUGUUGGAUCGUUCAUUGCGUACUGGGUCGGCUACGCGACGGCAAAACAUCCUGCCAAGCUCGGCGAUUGGGAUUGGAAGAUGGUUGUCAUCUUCCAAUUGCUAAUGCCCAUCCUCAUCCUCGCACAAGUCUUUUUCAUCCCCGAGACUCCCCGUUGGUAUAUCCAGCACGGAAACCGCAUAGAUGAUGCCCGUAGAUCGCUCCACAAGGUCCGUGACACCGAGCAGGAAGUGGAGGAUGAGAUCCUCUCCAUCCGUGAAGCUAUCGAAUUCGAAGCCGAGGCCAUCUCCAGCAACUAUUCCGCUCUGUGGAAGGACAAGUCUAUCCGGAAGCGUCUGUUGCUGUGCAUGAUCCUCAACGGUGGACAGCAGAUUACCGGACAGGGUACCCUCAACUCGUACUCAUCCAUCAUCUACAAGAAGGUGUUCAACGACCCGGCGAAGAUCGCUCUUAUCAACGCACUGAAUGCCACUUUCGGUAUCAUCUUCACCCUCAACGCUACGUGGACAGUCGAUCGUUUUGGUCGCAAGUUCUUAUUCAUCGUCGGUGGAAUUGGCAUGGCCUGCUGCAUGAUUGCUGUCGCCGCCGUUGGAUCCGAAACACCCUCGCCUGGCGGAGCUAAGACCCAACCUGUGGGCAUUGCCAUCGUCUUCCUCAUGUUCUUCUUCGCACUCUUCUACAAGCCGUCUUGGGGUGCCACCGUCUGGAUUUACACAUCCGAGAUCUUCUCAAUGAACGUGCGCGCGCAGGCCGUCGGCAUGUGCUCGCAGACCCAGAACGUUGUCAACUCGAUCGUGCAGCAGUUCUUCCCCAUCUUCCUCAAGAACUGUGGCUGGUUCGUUUUCUACUUCUUUGCUGGUAUCAACGUCCUGCUCGCGCUAUUCGUUGUCUUCUUCAUCCCUGAGACGAAGAGGGUCAGUCUUGAGGAGAUUGAUACUCUAUUCGGAGGAACCAACCACGUCGAGGCGGGUGGAGAGCUUGUUGGCGUGAAGGAUCCGCACCACGCUCAGAUUGAGAGGGUCGAGAUUACCGAGGAGAAGAGGGCGUGAAGAUGAGGACAUAGCCAAGUGAAGACGCCGGUGAUAAUGAACGAAGCAUGAUGGAGCACCGAUGCGAAUACCUAUCUUUGACAGAAUAAUGGAAACUGAUCAUUGUACGCUU
Paraphaeosphaeria sporulosa is the source of this 1758-nucleotide messenger RNA. RefSeq names its product sugar transporter. The transcript has 5 exons. Gene Ontology annotation, cellular component: membrane. NCBI's taxonomy places the organism in Eukaryota, Fungi, Ascomycota, Dothideomycetes, Pleosporales, Didymosphaeriaceae. Gene Ontology annotation, molecular function: carbohydrate:proton symporter activity. Bases 144 to 1646 code for a protein of 500 amino acids. The record is from RefSeq and is a predicted model, not a curated record. Gene Ontology annotation, biological process: carbohydrate transport; transmembrane transport.